Molecule: messenger RNA, 657 nt
Organism: Drechmeria coniospora
Lineage: Eukaryota; Fungi; Ascomycota; Sordariomycetes; Hypocreales; Ophiocordycipitaceae
Exons: 1
Coding region: 1-657 (218 amino acids)
Biological process (GO): nucleotide metabolic process
Molecular function (GO): catalytic activity
Source: RefSeq, a predicted model, not a curated record
AUGACGGGUCCAGAAGAUCCAGCACCCUCGUCGUCCACGCCGCCACCGGAACCGCGCCCAACCAACGUCCACCGUCCUGUCCAUUCGGGCAGCCGUGGCAGCGGCACCAUACCGCGCGCCAUGCUCGACGACGACUGUCCCUUCUGCGACAUCGCCGCCGCUCACAGGCCCUACGACCCCCGUCACCCACCGGCCUCGGUCGAUGUCGAGCUCACGUCGCCGACGUCCUUCAUCGUCCUCUCGACGCCCUCCCUCGUCGGCUUCCUAGACAUCAUGCCCCUGUCCCCGGGCCACCUGCUCCUCUGCCCGCGACCGCACCGACCCAAGCUCACGGACGCGUCCGCCGCCGAGGCCCGCGAGCUCGGCGCCUACGUCCGCGUCCUCUCGGCCGCCCUCGCGCGGGCCACGGGCGUCGACGACUGGAACGUGGUCCAGAACAACGGCGCAGCCGCCUCCCAGGUCGUGCCGCACGUGCACUACCAUCUCAUCCCGCGGCCGGACAUUCGCGCCAGCGGUCGCUUCCGCGAGAGCUUCACCAUGUUCGGCAAGGGUCGCCGCGAGGAGCUCGACGAGGAGGAGGCGGACAAACUGGCCUCGGCCAUCAGGCGGGAGGUCGCCGCCGUGCUAGAAGAGGACAUGGACAUGCCCAAGCUGUAA